AUGGAUCAGAUGAGGAAGUCCAUGGACGAGAUGUGGGAGAACAUGAGAAGGGUGAAUCCCAUAGAUGAUUUAGUUCAUCGAACAGACUUCCUUUUCACGGCUUCCAUCAAUAGUCACCCUUUGCCUCCUAAGUUCAAGAUGCCUUCCUUAGACUCAUAUGAUGGAACGCGUGACUCUUUUGAUCAUAUCACUACUUUCAAGACUACGAUGCACCUUCAAGGGGUUCCAGAUGAGAUUAUGUACGAGGCCUUCCCUACCACCCUCAAAGGGCCAGCACGAGUGUGGUUCAGCAAGAUACCUUCGAAUAUUGUAAGUUCUUUCAAAGAAUUAAGUAAGCUGUUUGUCAACAAUUUUAUCGGAGGACAAAGGCAUAAACGUUCAUUGUCCAACCUGUUAACCAUAAAGCAAGGGGAAAAUGAAAGCUUGCAGUCCUUCAUUACUCGUUUCAACAAGGAAGCCCUGACGGUGAACGAGAUAGACGACAAGUUGUUAUUGGUAGCCUUCCAUAAUGGAGUUAAUUCUAAUUUAUUCAUCUAUAAGCUUUAUGAGCAAGAGCCUCAAACCAUGGCUGAACUCGUCCAUUUAGCCCAAAACUUCAUGAAUGUAGAAGAUGCAAUUAUAGCUAAGCAAAGGAAGAGAGUCGAGUGA
Messenger RNA from Quercus robur (English oak), 648 nucleotides. RefSeq lists its product as uncharacterized. The record is from RefSeq and is a predicted model, not a curated record. NCBI's taxonomy places the organism in Eukaryota, Viridiplantae, Streptophyta, Magnoliopsida, Fagales, Fagaceae. The transcript has a single exon. Bases 1 to 648 code for a protein of 215 amino acids.